Molecule: messenger RNA, 2683 nt
Organism: Carassius gibelio (silver crucian carp)
Lineage: Eukaryota; Metazoa; Chordata; Actinopteri; Cypriniformes; Cyprinidae
Gene: g6pc1a.1
Product: glucose-6-phosphatase catalytic subunit 1a, tandem duplicate 1
Exons: 5
Coding region: 139-1200 (353 amino acids)
Biological process (GO): glucose 6-phosphate metabolic process; gluconeogenesis
Cellular component (GO): membrane
Molecular function (GO): glucose-6-phosphatase activity
Source: RefSeq, a predicted model, not a curated record
AUAAAGUCCAACUAGAAAAGAAAUGGUUGGAUGAAGCCUGGCAGGCUGCCUUCGUAUCUGCAGUUUGAUCCCCAUUCCUGUGCCCUGUGUCUGUCCUCCACAUUUGCAGGGUGACCGUCCCGAUCUCAGACUGCAGAGAUGGACCUGCUCCACAGCUGGGGAGUGAACCUAGCCAUCCAUUUGCAGACGGAGUACCUGGACUACGAGAAUCUGUUUCAGUGGGUGUCCUCUGUGGCCGAUCUCCACACCACGUUCUUUGUGUUUUUUCCCAUUUGGUUUCAUCUGCGCAGAGACAUAGGUGUUAAACUCAUCUGGGUGGCUGUGGUUGGAGACUGGCUGAACCUGGUGCUGAAGUGGGUGCUGUUCGGUGAGAGGCCGUACUGGUGGGUACAUGAGACUAGGUUUUAUGGUCCUAUAAAACGUCCUGAACUGCAGCAAUUCUCCAUCACAUGUGAAACUGGACCAGGAAGCCCGUCGGGUCACGCCAUGGGUUCUGCGGGUGUUGGGUAUGUGAUGGUUACAGCAGUGCUUUCCAUUGUGGCUGAAAGAAAACCACCUCCUUUACAAUAUAGAUGUUUGCAGCUGAUGCUCUGGAUGCUUCUGGGUUUGGUGGAGUUACUGGUGUGCAUGUCUAGAGUCUAUCUGGCAGCUCAUUUCCCACACCAAGUUAUCAGUGGAGUUUGUUCAGGUAUAAUUGUAGCAGAAAUAUUUUCCAGAGUGCAGUGGAUCUACAGCGCUAGUCUGAAGAAGUACGUCUGCGUGACUCUGUUCCUGCUCUUUUUCGCCGUGGGUUUUUAUGUGCUUCUGAAAGCUGUGGGUGUGGAUCUGCUGUGGACAUUGGCUAAGGCCCAGAAAUGGUGCAUCAAUCCAGAUUGGGUCCUUUUGGACAGCACCCCCUUCGCCAGCCUGCUGAGGAACAUGGGCACACUUUUUGGUCUGGGGCUUGGUCUUCACCUGUCAGGCUACAGUCAAACAGCAGGCCAGAAUCACGGCAGCGUCUCGGUCAGGACAGCAUGCAUCGGCGUGUCAUUGGUGCUGCUGCAGCUCCUGGACAAGAUGACGUUUUCCUCAAGCAACAUGUUACUUUUCUACCUUCUGUCAUUCUGCAAGAGCGCUGUGGCCUUGGUGCUCCCCACUGCACUCAUUCCUGGAGUCAUAUGUUGGAUUUCAUCAAAAAGCAAGCAUGAAAAGGACAUUUAAUGCUGAUUUAAAGUUAAAUGCAGUGGCUCAGCAAACAUUUUUGCAGUGCGCUCUUUAUAAAAUACCUCAUAUGGCAUGUACAGGAUGGGAAGCUGCAAAACUGCCCUCUGACCAUUUAUCAAUUUAAAAGGAGAGAGAGAAAGAAAAGAUCUUAGAAAUGUAGUUCUUUGAAAUGUACUUUGUAUUCAUAUUGGUUCAUUUUUUUGGGAGUCGCACCACAUUACUUUCACAACCUCAACUUUUUUUUUUUUUAUAAUAGGUAUUUUUCUGAUGCAGACAAAUGAUUUUCAAAUAUUAAUAAGCAGUGUAGCAGUUUUGUGAAAAAUAAUUAGAAAAUAAAAAAUAGUUUUAUACAAGAUUAUGAGAAAAAAAGAACUUUCAUAAAGCAUUUCAUCCUUUUAGUGAUUUUUUUUCCCCUACAGUAUGUCAUUUAGAAACAUUAUUAAAUAUGAAAAGUUGGUCAGCAUUAUAUAUAAAAAACCUUUUUAAGGUAUAGUUUUUAAAUAUUUUAGAAAAAUGUUCUGCAAUACAUUUCAUAAAGCAAGUGAAAAUGUAUUUGUUCAUGAAAAAAUUAGGAAAUAUUUUUUAUUUUAACUUUAUUUUUUAUUUUAUCUUUAUUUUUUAUUCAUACAUUAAUAAAGAAUAACAAUAAUAAUUCAUACAUUUUUGGGAGUUGCACCAUAUGACAUUUUACAGCCUAAACUAAUCUAACAUUUGCAGAGGUUUAUUGACCUUUACAUAGUCAGAGACAAUUUUCUUUUUUAUAUCAAAAACCCAUAGAAAUAAUUAAAGGUUAUGCUAAACUGCUUAAUAAUUCAUUUGAAAGAAUUGCAUCCUUUUAAUGCAAUAAUGAGCUUGUCUUUUAGAAAUGUUGGGUUCUGUACAUUGUUCAUAUGACGGCUGUUAAAGGGAUUAUUCAGCUCAGUAACUUAUAUAAGAUUUAUAGCACCAUUCAUCUAUGUAUUAUUUGGAGCUACACUUUAAUAUCCUACCAAAAACUGGCUUUAGAUGAACAGCAGAUGAUUCACAUUAGAUUGCAUUUUUUAUUUUUAUUUUUUAUUUUUUUUGCAAAUGGGUAUUUAAUUUUUUUAAAUAUAUUUUUCAAUUAUAUUGUAUUACUUCAAAUAUUAAGAUUAUAAGUGAUUGCAUGCAGUAAUAAAUGUUGGAUAUCUCUUGGUGUCUUUUUAUGACUUUAAUUAUGAAAUAUUGUGUCUGGGAUAGAUUUUUGUUUUUUUGUUUUAGUUGAAUGAAUGCAUGCAUAUCUUUCAGAUUGACUUACUAACUACUUUAACUGCACAUGAUGUUGAAUAAUGAAACAAUGUUUGCAGUGGUGUUUGCUUCUGGUUCACUGAUACUUUUCAAGCUUAUCACCUCUUUCCAGUUCCAGUGAGUCCAGGUGCAGAGGCUUCCUACAGUAGUGCAUUGUAAAAAUGAUUUUUUCACAUUUGUAAAUAAAAUCAUUAUUUUACAUUUUAUAAGAAAA